This is a messenger RNA of Aspergillus versicolor CBS 583.65, 1800 nucleotides long. RefSeq lists its product as uncharacterized. Bases 1 to 1800 code for a protein of 599 amino acids. The record is from RefSeq and is a predicted model, not a curated record. The transcript is spliced from 6 exons. NCBI's taxonomy places the organism in Eukaryota, Fungi, Ascomycota, Eurotiomycetes, Eurotiales, Aspergillaceae.
AUGGCCCUUGAGAAUCUCCAGCCGUUUGCCUACGCUGUCAUCAGUAUUGCCUUUGCCUUGGGCACUGGCUCGAUCCUUCUCAGACUGUACUGUCGAUGGCGUCUGCGGGCUUUUGGACGCGAUGACGCUGCUGCCAUCUUUCUGUUUCUAACAGCAAAGGCCGUCAACAACGUACAACAGGCGAUCCUAUACGUAUUCCUGCAGCACGGGUGUGGAUUCUUUGAUGAUAGACCCGCGGACAAAGCACCAGAUGGGAUCCUCAAGCAAAUCAACACGGUAAUUUCCAUAAAUCCUGGAAUCAAGACUCAGAUUGCCGUCAUGGCUGUUAACUUGCCUGCUCUUAAAUCCCUGUUUACCACGGUAGUGGGGAGUUCUCAUGAGGCUUCGGGGUAUAGUAUUGAUAGGUAUAUUAAAGCGCAAGGGGGGCAUAGGCUUGGGAGUCUACCUUCGCAUUCACGCGGUCAAGGCACGUGGAGAGGUCGGAGGUUUGCAUCGCGGAUGUCAGGAGAAGGUGAUCUUGGGGGUACGUUGACUGGUUCCGAAGAGGAGUUUGUGAGGCAGCGGGACAAGAACGUUGAUAAGAUCCAGGUCGUUACGGAUGUUGAGAUAGUUUCGCAGUACAGUGGAGACGACAAUGGCAAUAGUUACCUGAUUAUUAGACGGUUAAGGAUUCGCCAACCAACCACAUAUAGGGCGAUAUUCGUGUUAAAACGAAGCCAACAUGAUAUUUAUUACCAAGGAGAUUAUGGAGGGCUCUUGGACGUCGUUGAUCUACCCAUCCCAUCUCGAUCCCUCCGUAAAGUUGUCCUUCCGUGGGUUGAUAUGGACUUCCCCAAUAUGGAGGCCGACGAGGACAUCAUCGACAUCUUUGGAGCGGCCUUCGAUUCCGAUCUUGAGAUGCUUAGGCGUUGGGCGACAGGGGUGAAUCAAACCGCGAGACACACCGAUGACGAGAUAACCCAGGACGAACUUGCCGAUCUAAGUACGGACAUCACUCAGGGUCAUGUCUCUGAAUAUGCAUCUGACCAGCACGAUGGUGAUGGUACAGUGAACGAACAGUUCUCUGAAUACGCCCCUGACCACAGCCCUGGGGAUAGUACAGUGGACGAAGACUUCUCUCAAUAUGUCGCUGAUUAUAGUCCUGGGGAGGGUACAGUGAACGAAGAUACUGACUCCGACUCCCGUCGAGUAGAUCAAUACUUUUAUUUCUACGGGAAUUCAUAUGACCCUGAAACAAUUGAUUGCUCGCAAGUCGACGCGUUUUCACAAACCUAUCCUGUUGAUCCCGCCGAGGAGGAACUGGCCAACAUCCUCGGCGACAUGCGGACGCCAACCGUUCGAAAUGGCGGAGCACAGCAUUGGGCCGCAGGAUGGGAGAGCCUACCUCCGGGUGACCUCCCAGGCCCCAGUGCGCGUAGUUCUUACGCGACAACGUACCCGGCGCCAGUUAACAAUAUAAACCCAGCGCUGCUUGACCUGUCCAACUCAACGUCCGGACCUUCUCAAGCCCAGGCCACCCAGGCCCAAGCCACCCAGGACCAUCAGCCAGUAGAGAGCCCAGCCCGACUGAAGAUGAAGACGUGCGAGAGCUGCCAGAAACACCGCUCCCAUGAUUUUGAAGUUUACAAGUAUGUUAUUCCCAAGGGGGCAUCGCAUGAUGGUUGGGUCAAAGCCGUGGGCAAUUUCUGCUUGCUCAAUGGGCCUGUUUGCCCCUAUUGUCGGAUAUCCAUCCCGGAUACGACGCCAGUGGGGCCUCUUCUUGUGACCUCUGAUGAGUGGCUGCAGAGCAUUGUACAAUGA